ACCGAACGCAAAGCCAAAGCUGUCACAAAAGCAAGGAACUCCCGCCUCCUACCACAAUGAACAUGCUCCUCGGUUGGUCGAAAUUCAGUGGCUCACGGAUCCACUCGUGAUCAACGGUGUGGAUCACAGGCCACAUGGGCGUGGAUUGGUUGAAUUUAAAGGGUUGUACCAUAUUAUAAAGAAAUCAGAAGUGUUGUUUAAAAAAUCUAGCCUAAUUUAUCACCGACAAUUCCAACAAUGCUAGGUAUACAUGAAACUAGGAGAUCAACACCCCAAAUCAAAGUUGAAAGACAUUCAACUUUAGAAAUAUUAAUCCAACUGAUAUACUGCCUCCUCAAUUAAAUAAAUAUCGACAAAGUAGCUGGCCUAGAUAGAAUGGAACCCACAUUUAUAAAGUGGUCUGCUAAUGUUAUAAUGUAUUCUCUAGCAGAUCGAUUCAACAUGUCUUUAACGACUGGUGAAAUACCUUUUGUUUGGAAAUGUGCCUAACUGACUGAAAUUCCUUAGAUCGAAAUAACUACAGACCAAUAACAGCAAUCUGUUCAAAAGUAAAACAUAUUUGAGAAAUUAAUACAUUCCCAAAUGUAUCAACACCUAGAUACAUUUUGUUGAAUUUCACCCUUUCAAUCAUGCUUUAGACCCAACCAUUCUGCCACUCAAGCAUUAGUGAAACGUACUGAUGAUAAACAUUCUUAAUUGGACCAAGGCGAACUACUUGUGUCAUCUUGAUUUCUACAAUUGUAAAGUGACGUUGGAUCCUUGAAAUGCGCUAAGUCCCAAUCUAUUAUUAUUAUUAUUUAUUAAUCAAAAGCAUUUGAUUUAGUUGAUGAUUCUAUCUUACUAUGAAAACUUCAAUGCUUUGGUUUCACGAACAGAUCACUAAACUGGUUCCAUUCAUAUCUUAGCAAUAGAAAACAAUGUGUUGGCAUCCCGAGUGGCUCAGCGGUCUAACAUGUUGACCACACUGCUCAUUGCAAAAUAAAUGUACACAUACAUUCAAUCAUUGCAACCACACUGCUCGCACGGCCAACAAGCUUCUGCAAGGGUCUGAACUUUGUUCUAUUUGUGAAGCUAGACGCGCUGCAAGUCCCACCUCUCCCAUCUCCUUAUUGGUUUUCAGGAGGUCCACAAUCCAGUCCAAUUGGUAGUGGUAAUGCACCUUAAAAUUGGUUGCCAACCAACAUAAAAAGUCAAAAUCAGAAGAAGAAUCCUGAAGGAGAAUAGAUUACUAGAAACAAACUCAGUUUACCCUUUUAUCUGUGGAUUAAUUAUCGGAGUAGAGGACCUUGUUGCAUUUUAGGUAAAAUAACAACCCAAUGUUUAUAUCCCAGGACAAAUCAGCUAGCAACAGCAACAAUUAAUCCACAGACAAACGGCUAAACCGAGUUCGUUUCUAGUAAUCUCUCCUCCUUCAGGCUUGAAUUAAUGACGUAAUUUGCCGCUAGUAAACAAUGGACCUGAUCGGACAGCUCAGAGCCUCUGCUCUUUUCUGUCCAUAAGCAACAAUUGGAUUAGUGGAAGAGGCAGGGCAGGCCAGGAACAAGGAAGAAGGGUGUGGUCAGCAGGGCAUCCCCCGAGGCUGAAUGCCCUAGGGUUUUUAUCAGAACGGUCAGCUUUAGCAUUAUGGACAUGGGUGUAUCUGUGGUCCAUUUGGCCUGUCCCACGGCUUCCUUCAAUGAUGGGUUGUGAGUGGCUCUGUUGAUGAACUUCUGGCCAAUGACUGACUGUCUGUUGUUGAUUGAUGUCAGUCCAGAUAUGCUGUUAACGUAGUGGUUGCUGAUGUAUCUUGGUAGUCUGUAAGCCAUUUUUGCUGCCAUGUUUUGGACUGUCUGUAGCCGAUUCAUCUGCUGCGGUGAAGCUGUUAUCCAGGCUGGCAGGGCGUAUUCAAAGAGGGGGCGGAUGUAGCUGGUGUAGACUUUCAGCACUGUCUGAGGUGAGGCUCCAUAUUUUCUUCCGCACAGCGUUUUUAGGUGGUUUAGUCUUUUUCGUCCCUCUCUCUCUAUGUUCGCUAUAUGGGUUGUCCAGCUCAUGUUCUUCUGGAAGGUGACUCCAAGGAAUUUUGCUUCUUUUCCUACUUUUAUUGUUUCACCGUAGAGUUUGAGAUCUAUGGGUUUCCUGGUCUUUUUCCCUGUGCUUUUUGUGAAGAGGACACAUUGGGUCUUUUGUGGGUUCAAUUUUACUCGCCACAUGUUGGACCACGACUCGAUCAUUUCAAUAGACUUCUGUAGUUUUUUUGCAGCAAGUUGAGGACAUUUGGAGCUGGACCAGUAGCAGAGGUCAUCGGCAAACUGUGAGACUUGUUCUACGGUGGGUGGAGGGUAGUAGAUAUCUGAUAUGUAGAGUAGAAAAAGUAGCGGGCUUAGAACUGCCCCCUGUGGGACACCUGCCUCCGGGGUGAAGGGUGAUGAUAUUGCUGUGGAGACCUUCACUUUAAUUGUACGGUUGUGGAGAAAGCUGGUGAUGAUGUUUCUGAUGGAGAGCGGUAGUUUGAGAUUGGAAUCUGCGAGCCGGUAACAUAGUCCGUUGUGCCACAUCUUGUCAAAUGCUUUCUCUAUGUCAAAGAAAACCGCCAGGGUAAGUGAUUUUUUCUUGAAGUUCCGAAGGAUGUCCUCUGACAGUCUUAGAAUGUUAUCGGUGGUUGAUCUUGCUUUCCUGAAGCCAGCUUGGUGGAUUCCAAGGAGGCCCAUUUCCUCGGUGUGGCCGCUCAGUCUUUGGGUGAGUACUCGCUCAAACAGCUUCCCGACAUGGCUGAGGAGGCUGAUUGGUCUGUAACUUGUGACGUUGUAUGGGUCUUUGCCAGGUUUGUGGAUCAUUGUGACAACUGCAGAUUUCCAGGGUAGGGGAAAGUAGCCUUCCGUGAGACAUGCUGUGAAGAGGUUGGAAAGAAGGUGCAGGUAUUCGUCAGGUGCUUGUUUGAUGAGUGUGCUGUCAAUGUUGUCUUCCCCUGGUGCUUUGUUUUUUGUUUUUUUCAGGUGGGUCUUGAUUUCUUCAAUGCUCGCAGAGCGGGUGAGGGGAUGGUCUACUGGUGUCGGAUUUGAGGUGUACACUGUUUUCUGCAUUUCUCUGUCGACAAUGGUUUUCCAGUCUUUGUCAAAGAGAGGAUCGUCGGGACAAGAAUGAACAUUUUGUAGGUGGUUUCUGAAUAGUGUUGCUUUUGUUUUGUUGUCUUCGAUGAGUUGGUUUUGGGACUUUAGCACAGGUAUGAUGUUAUUGGAUUUGUCUCCGUUGAUUGUUUUGAUUUUUUGCCAGAAGGUCUGGGGGUUGGUGUCUGUAUCUAGCUGGUGAUAGAAGGCAGUCCACUGUUUCUGUAGGUUGGGUGCUCUUGUUCUGAUAAAGUCUCUCCGGAUCUUUCUUUUCUGCUUGAUGAGACUGAGGAUGUGUGGUGGGAGUUGUUGUGGUGGUCUGGUGGUGGUAAGUGGGAUGGUCUCUUCCCGGGCCUGGAUGAGGAUACUCCCUAUUCUCUCCGCCAGCUGGUCCAGAUCUUUGGGGUUCUGCGUUGGUACUGCAAUAUUUGUUAUGUUGUCUGUAAUGCAAUUUCUGUAUUUAUCCCAGUCUGCUUUCUUGUAGUUGUAUCUUUGCUUUUCAGGUGCUUGUUGGAGUUGGAGAGAGAAGGAGGCAAGGACAGGAAGGUGGUCACUUCCCACGUCGUGGCUGACCGAGAAGCUAAGAAGUUUAGCAGCCAAGUCCGGGGAGCAGAGGACAAGAUCAAGGAUGUCUGCCGUGGAGUUUGCAGAAUGGAUGUGUGUGGGCUCGUUGGUGUUGAGGAUGGCCAGGCAAACUUCUGGCCGAUCGUGUCCAUGGCAAAAUGAAGGGCAAGAAGGUGCAUGAUGUUCUCAACAGAUUGCAUUUAGCAGUACCUGCUAAGAGGGAUGAAAAGGUGAGACCACCAUUCAUUCCAGAGGGAACUAGGAUUGGCAGGAAAACAGUGGAGGUGGAUGCACCCAAACGCAAAACAGAUCUGGAGAAGGAGGAGGAGCUGAAGGAGAAGGCAGGGGAGUACAAGACUGGUGAGGAUGAGGAGAUGCAGGAGAUCCGCCAGCUGGCCAAACAGAUCAGAGAGAAGAGGAAGCUAAAGAUUGUGUGCUCCAAAGAUAAGGAUGUGCAUUGCCCCAGACUACCCAGAACUGUCAAGAAGAUUGAAAGAAACUCUGGAGAAAGAAAUGGGAGACCUUGGUCUGGACAUGACUGGCAAAGAUGAUAUAGCAAAGAAGGCCAAGAAGUUGAUGAAGAGCCAACAGAAGGACAUGAACUGCCAGGGGAAGAAGGGAGAGGCAGACAGACAUGUAUUUGACCUCAAGCCAAAACCUAUUUUUCUCUGGCAAGAGAAUGUCCGGAACAAACGAUCACAGAUAAAGGCAUUGAUCGAUGAGGUUGAUGCAGUUUUCAGUGUAAUCCAGCUUCUGUCAGAAUUGUAUACUUUUCACUGGAGUAAAUCUGAAAAUAAAUGUUUGCCUUUUUCUGAAUUUUCUUUCAUCAUAUUGAGGUAAUGAGUGACACAAGUGACAUUCCUGGUUUUGGAAAGCUGCAUAGUGGAGCACAAACCAAAUUCACCACAAGGUAUCAGCCAGCAAUUUUAGUGGUAGUUUGACUUCUGUGUUACUUACAUGAACACCCACUGUCAAAGCUUCCAAUUGCUGUGGCUACCAAUUGUGAUAAAUAAUCUCAAAGCGCAUUCAAGUGAAGUGUACUUGAAUUGUAAACUGUAAAUGGAACGUAUUGCCUUAACUCCUAGAAUGUAUCAAUUGUAUUGCUUUGGUGUAGCUAGAAACAAAGAAGAUGAAGCUGCACACACCGUAACAGUUAAGUCCUCUCAACAAAUGUGAGUUUCUUCUACUGUGUACACUGCAGUGGGGGAAGUGAGUACAUGUAUAAACCAAAAUGUGUCUCACUGGUGCUUUAUUAAAAAUAAAUGUGAAUAA
Molecule: messenger RNA, 4919 nt
Organism: Oncorhynchus nerka (sockeye salmon)
Lineage: Eukaryota; Metazoa; Chordata; Actinopteri; Salmoniformes; Salmonidae
Product: GTP-binding protein 4-like
Exons: 7
Coding region: 3806-4198 (130 amino acids)
Source: RefSeq, a predicted model, not a curated record